GCUUAAGUGAGCGAGAAUAAUGUUAUCCUUGGGCGUGAAUUCACCAAUCCCAAACACUCUCGUUCCUCUCAAACUCAACCCUUCGCGCCCCCAAACACGCCUCUUCUCGUCAGUUUCUCUUCGCAAACUUCAAGUUAAAGCGAGCUCCGCGGAAGUAGCUUUCAAAGAAGAAGAGAAAUAUUCAAAUGAAGGAGUUUCCCCCACCCGAGGCUUGUCGGAGGAGCUCCCGCCAGGGCUGAGUCGAGAGGCGAUGCCGAAACACGUGGCGGUGAUAAUGGAUGGAAAUGCGCGGUGGGCCCGGCAGCGGGGGCUGCCUUCCUCGGAGGGACACCAGGCCGGUGUUCAGUCGUUGAGAGAGCUGAUUGAGCUUUGUUGUAAAUGGGGGAUUAAAGUUUUAACCGUCUUCGCAUUUUCUUAUGAUAAUUGGGUCCGGCCAAAGGUGGAGGUUGAUUUCUUGAUGAGUCUGUUUGAAAGAACAAUAAAAUCAGAAAUCGAUGGUUUCAUAAGGGAAGGCAUUCGAAUAUCUGUCAUCGGAGAUUCAUCAAAACUCCCCACGAAUCUCCAGAAACUCAUACGUGAUGCAGACGAGGCCACAAAAGAAAACUCAAACUUCCAACUCAUUGUGGCAGUAAGCUACAGUGGGAAAUAUGACAUUAUCCAAGCCUGCAAAGGUAUUGCUCAGAAAGUAAAGGAGGGUGUAGUUGAACUGGACGAUAUUGAUGAAACCCUAGUCGAGCAAGAGCUGGAAACUAACUGUACCGACCAUCCAUACCCAGACUUGUUAAUCAGAACCAGUGGUGAACUCAGAGUCAGUAACUUCUUACUGUGGCAAUUGGCAUACACAGAAUUCUUCUUUGUACAAUCACUAUGGCCAGAUUUUGGAAAAGAUGAGUUUGUAGAUGCCUUAACUGCUUUCCAGAAAAGACAGAGGCGCUAUGGUGGAAGAGACUCCUGAACCAGUAAAUCUCCAUUUCUUUAGUAAAAACUAUACUCUCUAUAUAGACUACAACAAUGGGCGGUAGAUCAAAUUCAAGCCGCUGGGGUGUAUAUAAUCAUAGUCAAAACAUGGUCUUACUUCACGGUAAUUCCGUAAGAAUUUAUUUGUGAACGAUUAUAAAUUAAUGAAUAUCAAAUGGUCCUCCUUUUAUUUAUCACAAAUAUUUGGUUUUUUUUUUUUUUUUUUUUUUUUACGAGAUGUCCGAGCUAGUUUGUACUUUGUACGCAACUUAACUAAUCUUCCGAAGCUUUGAAGUUGAAGAUCA
This is a messenger RNA of Pistacia vera, 1262 nucleotides long. Its product is annotated as dehydrodolichyl diphosphate synthase 2-like. The record is from RefSeq and is a predicted model, not a curated record. Lineage: Eukaryota; Viridiplantae; Streptophyta; Magnoliopsida; Sapindales; Anacardiaceae. Gene Ontology annotation, cellular component: chloroplast stroma. Gene Ontology annotation, biological process: plastid membrane organization; polyprenol biosynthetic process; response to cold. The transcript has 3 exons. Bases 20 to 955 code for a protein of 311 amino acids.